AUGGAGCGACCAGACCGACUCGCCGGUUCGUCCGUCGGUUCUGCUUCACAAGCUUCAAUUCCACGAAGCUUGCCCGAAAACCACACUUCUGGACGACGUCCAGUCCCAAACUCAGCUGCCACAUCAAACGGCCCUCCGCCGCCUCCUCCUAUCCCUAACCUGCGCAGUGUUCCAUCCAGUUCAUCGCUUUCGACCGCUAGCAUGUCGGCAGCCCAAGUUAUCAGUCUCGCGCGCGAGGCUAUGCAAAAUGCAAUCGAAAGCGAGAGUCAAGCCGCUGAGGCUGGUGCAGUCGGCACAGGCCUACGAACUGGAGUUACUAUCGACUUGAGUCGUAAGGGGAUCCAAAAGUUACCAGAUGAGGUCGUCGACAUCGUUAAGGGCGAACUAGAACGAUCCGCUUCCAAGGGCUCGACUGCUCGAUCUGACGCCGAUACUUAUACAGUCUCCAGACUAGCAUUGUCUCAUAACCAGCUGACAAGCUUGCCUGCUCGCUUUUCCGAAUGUACAUCAUUACGGUAUCUCAACAUCCGAGGCAACCAGAUCAAGGAAUUUCCCAUGCCUCUGUGUGACUUGGCAUCUUUAGAAAUCCUUGACCUUGGCCGAAACCAACUUCGAAUUCUCCCAGCAGAUAUUGUCAGACUCUCCUCCUUGAAAGUGUUGUCUAUACCAAAGAAUCAAAUCCGGGAACUGCCGCUUUGUAUUGCAGAUAUGGGCUCGCUGCAAGUAAUCAAGUUUGAAGGAAACCCUAUCAGCUUCCCGCCGCGAGAUGCAAUCCAAGUCCAAGCGGCGAGCCCUCCGCACGAGGGUGUUCAAAAAGAUAACGAAGUGACGGAGGUGGCGGUCACUUUACAGAUCAAACGAUACCUAAAGCAACAUACUAUCAACGGUCGAUCCGAAUCUGACAACACUGGAGAUGAAUCAAGCGAGGGCGCGGAAACCCCACGAUUUCCUUUGAAGAGAGUGGCUAGUGGACGAUUUCCUGUCAAAGUGCAAGGAGCCGAUUUACCUGACAUCCGUUCUCCCAACAUUGGAUCGCGAGCACCUCCGAUACCGUCAAGAUCACACUAUCGCGGUCUCUCGCAGCAGAACACCGCUUUUCGACGACCUGGUGUUAUGCCCCUGACAAUUGGUAAUGUCAACGAACGUGUCCGCAGCAACUCUGAAAGCCUACUUCGGGCUGAAAGAUCAGAUGGCCGCAGCAGGCGAAUGGGAAUAGUCUCACGAAAACCGUCCGAUCUAGGUACACUGGAUGAGAUGCAGGUUAAUAACCGUUUCAGCCAUUACCGCGGCUUGAGCCACGGGUCUGCCAUGCAAGGGAAUCAAGCAACGACUAAGAGUCCAGCAACACCGACCGAGCCCUACCUCGCACGACCUAUAUACGUGAGACGUCUCUCAAUCCUCCCUGAAAGGCGCAGAGAGUCAAAGAUAUACGACCCAGUGAUUGAAGCUGCGAAGGGAAUCCUUUACUCGGUCUUCCAGAUUCAUCCCAUGAUCCAGGUGCUAAUGGGCUUGACAAGCGACGACUCGGCCAAGCGAUCCAGCCUCGAAAUAGUGUUCUACAACACCAACUCGCAUGUUGAAGAAUUGGAGCAGGAGCUCCAAAAACACGAAAACGCAUUGGCCGAGAUUGACGAUCAUUCUCAACGAGAGAAUGAGAACGUGCAACGGGCGUGUCAGACUCUGGUCAGCGCCUAUGGUCACGUCUGCACACUUUUGGCCGAUAACAUUGAUACAUUUGUGGAUUUCGGAGACGCCCGAUAUAUUCGGAGCCUCCUUUUGACCCUCUAUAAUAGUAUCAUGGAACUUCGUGUUACCUUGUCAUGCGUCAAUACCGAGGACGUCCGUCGUCAAGCUAUCCCCAGGGGAGGCCAAACUGGCGAGCGCACUAUUAGAGCACAUGCACGAGAACCAUCCGUAACUCCAACUGUUGGCAGGCCGACUGGAGCUCGCAACCGCAAUGGUACCUUGGUCAACCAUCCGAUCAACCUACGUGUUGCCACCGAUGUUCCGGUGCCUACGCCCCUUUCUGCAGCAUAUCUCAAUGGCACCGGGCGCACUGCUACCCUUGCUUCGGCCACACCUCGAUCAGGAGAAUCUUUCUCCUCCAUUGGCAGUCGCGGCAUGUCAUCGGAAUUUACAGAAGAGGAUCGACAGUUCGAACGGAUUUUCUUGGCUUUACAAAAGUCUACCGAUCUCGUUAUGGGAACGCUGCCUAGCUUCAACGCCCAACUGGCAGGUGGCUUGAGAAAUGCCAUGUAUCAACGAACUCCUGAAAGUGUUAUUCAACACUGGAAAGGAUUGAUUGCUAUGUGUAGUCAUGUCAUCCAGCAGACAGAAAUUCUCAAAAACAGACUGUCCAUGAUCAAGCUAAAGGAGCCAGGUGUUCGAACGCAGGCAAGUUUCUGGAGUCUCUGCAGUAACUUCAGUCACUCGUGGGCGGAUAUGAUCUCUCAGAUCAAGUACGGACCCAACAGUGUGCCGCUGCCCCCUGAUACUCGGGCACGCUUACGGCCCAUCCAACAGAGUAUCAAGGAGACAAGCAGUAUAAUCUACAAAUCACCAUGGCACUAUCUGUUCCAUCCUUCCGGUGCGAACGGUCAGGCCUACCCUCCUCGCGGCAUGUCACCUACGCAAGUUCCCAUCACGCCACAGAGUGCUGCUCUGGGCCCUGCAAUGCAGGCAACAGUUCCCACUACGCCUCAAAGCAGUUCAUUCGCAGCAGCGUUCCACGGGAAUGUCUUUGAUCGAGCCGAUGCCCUUAUGGCGAACCCGGGUAUCUCUAUGGGCCGCAAUGGUGGUUUUGGCAAAGGCCAUAUGGGCUUCAGCUCGCUGUCUUCUUUAUCUUCCAUGUCUUCCGAUGAAGGAAUACUUCCCACCCACGGUCCACUUGGACCGGUGCCCCUUCGUCUUAAUGGAGGCAAAGUUGCCUUUUAG
Molecule: messenger RNA, 2934 nt
Organism: Fusarium coffeatum
Lineage: Eukaryota; Fungi; Ascomycota; Sordariomycetes; Hypocreales; Nectriaceae
Exons: 2
Coding region: 1-2934 (977 amino acids)
Molecular function (GO): protein binding
Source: RefSeq, a predicted model, not a curated record